Aspergillus melleus is the source of this 495-nucleotide messenger RNA. RefSeq lists its product as uncharacterized. The transcript has a single exon. The record is from RefSeq and is a predicted model, not a curated record. Lineage: Eukaryota; Fungi; Ascomycota; Eurotiomycetes; Eurotiales; Aspergillaceae. Bases 1 to 495 code for a protein of 164 amino acids.
AUGAAAACAUCCCUCCUCACCAGCAUCACCCUGGCCUUCUCCGCGGCCAUGGCCGCCCCGUAUCCCACCUUCAACGAAGCCAACGGCGGCCUCGCUCGAGCUGAAAAUGAAGAAGCGACGAAACGAAACGGCGAUAGUCUUGCCAUGGCCAACGGUCCCGCUAUGGCCGACGGUCCUGCUAUGGCCAACGCAGGUAAUGUGCCGCGGGUUGUCAACGUCAGAGAGACCUCCGCUACUAAGCGAGGGGAGAACAUGGCGGACAUGGCCAGCGAACCUGGCAAGCCGUAUAUUGUCGACAUCCCAGACACUUCUGCUGAUAAGAAGGGGGAGAACGUGGCAGAUGUGGCCAAUGCAGCUGAUGUACCGUCUGUUGCCAACAUUCCAGGGGCCCCUGCUAGUAAGCGUGGGGAGAAGGUGGCAGAUAUGGCAGAUGUGGCCAUGAAAGAUGCAUCUGGGUUGGGUACAGAGAGGGAAGAGCAUGGACCGAUCCCUUGA